AUGGAGUUCUUUGAGAGUCUUGGAGUUGAUAUGGAGAUAUCAGAUAUGUCAUUCGCAGUGAGCUUAGACAAAGGCCGCGGCUAUGAAUGGGGUAGCAGAAAUGGUCUCUCCAGCUUGUUUGCACAGAAGAAGAAUAUACUCAAUCCAUACUUUUGGCAAAUGAUUUGCGAAAUUAUCCAGUUUAAGAAUGAUGUUCUCAGUUAUGUUGGAGAGCUCGAAAACAAUCCAGACAUUGAUCGCAAUCAGACCUUGGGGCAGUUUGUAAAGUCGCGGGGCUACUCGGAGUUAUUUCAGAAGGCUUAUCUUAUUCCAAUAUGUGGUUCGAUAUGGUCGUGCCCCUCUGAAGGAGUAUUGAGCUUCUCUGCUUUCUCUGUUCUUUCAUUUUGCCGCAAUCACCAUCUACUUCAGCUCUUCGGCCGCCCACAAUGGCUGACUGUCAGAUGGCGUUCACAUUCUUAUGUCAAUAAGGUCAGAGAACGACUUGAGAACUGGGGUUGUCGAAUAAGAACUAAUUGUGAGGUGUCUUCUGUUGUGUCAGCUGAUGAUGAAGGUUGCACUGUAGUAUGUGGAGAUGGUUCCGAAGAAAUGUAUAAUGGCUGCAUAAUGGCUGUUCAUGCUCCAGAUGCGUUGAGAAUACUCGGAAGCCAAGCUACAUUUGAUGAAUCGAGAGUACUUGGUGCAUUCCAGUAUGUCUACAGUGAUAUUUUCCUCCAUCGUGACAAAAGUUUUAUGCCCCAAAACCCAGCAGCAUGGAGUGCUUGGAACUUUCUUGGAAGUACAGACAGCAAAGUAUGCCUGACUUACUGGCUCAAUGUGCUUCAGAACCUUUGUGAAACCACUUUACCUUUCCUUGUAACACUCAAUCCGGAACGUAAGCCAGAACAUACAUUGCUCCAGUGGACAACUGGUCAUCCAGUCCCAUCUAUUGCUGCAUCAAAAGCUUCACUUGAGCUUAAAAGUAUUCAGGGAAAGAGAGGAAUUUGGUUUUGCGGAGCUUAUCAGGGUUAUGGCUCCCAUGAGGAUGGACUAAAGGUGUGA
Messenger RNA from Pistacia vera, 1038 nucleotides. RefSeq lists its product as uncharacterized. Gene Ontology annotation, molecular function: oxidoreductase activity. NCBI's taxonomy places the organism in Eukaryota, Viridiplantae, Streptophyta, Magnoliopsida, Sapindales, Anacardiaceae. The record is from RefSeq and is a predicted model, not a curated record. The coding region runs from base 1 to 1038 and encodes 345 amino acids. The transcript has 9 exons.